Messenger RNA from Caenorhabditis angaria, 4533 nucleotides. Lineage: Eukaryota; Metazoa; Nematoda; Chromadorea; Rhabditida; Rhabditidae. The record is from the annotation of a GenBank genome assembly.
AUGUCCGGUCGGAAAGAAAACAAUCGAGACAAUAAUCGCAAAUCCAAUGGUGGCGGAAAUCGAGAUGAUCACAAUAAAAGAAGAGAUGGAGGUGAUAAUAGAAGAGAGGGUGGAGAUAAUCGAAAAAGUGGAGGUGGAAAUCGAGGAGGAGGAGGAAGUAAUAACAAUGGUGGACCUCGGCAAGAAAGAAAUGGAAGAAAUAAGAAUCAAGAUGGAGGGUUUAUAAAUCAUAAUAAUGAUGGAGGUUUUGGUGGUGGCCGAGGAGCUCGAAAUGCACAAAAUCAACCAUUUAGCGGCGCACCUUUAAGUGAUUCACAAUUGAUGGAUGAAAUGCCAAAAAAGAAAUUCACUGGAAGGUAAUAUUUUUUUUUGGAAUGCUGAUGAAAUUGAUUGUUUUCAGAUGUCGUUUAUUCGUCGGAAAUCUUCCAAAUGAAACGAAAGAAGCAGAGCUCAAAGAACUUUUCCAACCACAUGGAGAUAUUGCUGAAUGUUAUUUGUCUGGAAAAGGUUUCGCAUUCUUGAGAUUGGUUAGUUUUUUACAGAUUAAGGGGGGAAUGGACAAAAGGGUUUGGACUUGGGUUACAGAUCGAUUUUACAUCAUAAAGGAGCAAUAUACGUCGUUAUUUCCCCACAGUAUAUUAGUUCUACUGUGUUUGAGCCCAUGAGGCAUGUGGCGAAUUUAUUUAAAAAUAACUUCGGAAGUGGAAAUUGUGACACAUUUAUUUAAUACAAAAAAUUCGGAUUUUAAUCUAUUGUUUUAAACAUGAUUUUGACAUGGCAAAGUUGUAAUUUUUGAUUAUAAUUUUUUCUACUCGUCGUCAUAACUGUAUCUUCUAGUUUAAAAUUUAUUGCAGUGAAAAACCUUGUCACGUCAUAACUGCUGUUAAGAGUUAGGCUAAUUAAAAUUAUUCAAUUCGCUAGUAACAAAUCUAUCUCACAAAAAUAUCGAAUUCUGUUAUAAAAUCAGACUUCACUUUGAGAAAGAUUCUUUGUGAAAUAUUUUAAUAUUUCACAAAGAAUCUUUAAAAGUCGUUGAAUCUGCAUAUCAAAAAACAUUAAUUCUGAUAACUUGUUAUUUUUUUGAACAUAACUAUUAUUUUGAUUUCAAAAUUUCAAUCAAUAACCUCGGAACUGGAGUCGCUGCCCUGUAGCUUUGUUUUACGUCUUCCUAGUUCCAGUUUUCUCGAAAUUCAUCUCGCUCUCAGCACAGAUUUCCCAUUAGUUUUGCAGUAGAGUUUGCAAAUUUUAGUUCGAGUUGACAUCUUAUUGUCAAAAAUUUGUCUCAUUUUUUCAGCGACCCCAGUUCCGAGAGUAAACCAUUUUUUAUUAUUUAGUUUAUUUUCUUUAUUUUUAACACGUUCAGGAUACAAGAGCUCAUGCAGAAAGCGCAAAGGAAGCAAUUGACGGUCGAGUAAUCGGCGGUCGCCAAAUUCGUGUUCGUUUUGCUGUUCACGGGGCAGCGAUUCGCGUAAAAGAACUUUCCCCAACUGUUUCGAACGAAAUGCUUUAUCACGCAUUUUCACAUUUUGGAGAAGUUGAAAGAGCAGUUCAUAUUGUUGAUGAAAAAGGACGACCAACUGGAGAAGGAAUCAUUGAAUUCGAAAGAAAACCAAAUUGUAAUGAAGCAAUGGCUGCAAUUCGCGAAAAAGUGUUUUUGUUAACUGCGUGAGUAUUGAAAAUAUACCAAACUUCUUUCCGUCAGUUUUUAACUUGGACUUUUUGUUGUAAAAUUUUAACGGACUUUUGACGGAAAGAUUUUUACUCGCGGCGCGCUAUUUGUAAAGAAUAUUGUUUUUUGUUAUAUAGAAGUCCAAAACCUCUUGUGUGUGAAGUAUUGGAUCCAAAGGAUGAAGAUGACGGAUUGGCAGAAAGAAUGAUACCAAGAACUAUGACUUUGGCAAAGUAAGUUUGAUCGCCUUUUUCUACAACUUCUAUCUGAAAUUUCAAAUUGACCUGACCAGUUUUAUAAGUUGUUAUACGGUAUUCUAGUUUGAGAAUUUCAUUACAAAUCUCAUAGUUUUUUUUGUAUUUUCUUUAUUGAUGUAUUGCUGGCUGUACUAUGGGAGAGUUAUUCGAGUUCAAGUGGUAGAAAUUGGUCGAUGCCUACCAAACCUCACCCAAGAACCUGGAGAAGUGGGUAAAAGUUGCCCACCGGGGUUAUUUUUUUUAAAAAAAAAUUGCCCACCUGAGGCUCGCCUUAAAGACCCUAAAAAUUUUUGCUCACCCAGGUUUCUCGAAAAAAAAGUUGACCACCCACUUGGAAUUCCAGGUAUUGGGUGAGGUUUGAUGCCUACGAGUCUUCAUUUUUUUUGUCUAACAAGUAAUCUUUAUUACCAACAUCUCAACUUUGAUGGGAAAUCUUUGUUUUGUGUCUUCUCACAGAAUUUGAGAUCGCUUUGUUCAAUUUUGGAAAACAUCUUGAUGUUUUUUCUUCUGCCAAAACUUUUGAUAUAUUAUUCUACCCGUUUUGAAUUGGAUCUCGGCGUGACUGAUCCUCAGAAAUAAUUAUUCGAAAGGUAGAAAUCCGAGAAUUUCUACGUAUUUCAAGGUGUUGAUUUCACAAAUGUUUUCAAAUUUGCUAAAACCAGAAUAUCUCAUCAAAUUUGUUUUCUGUGUUUUCCCUAUUUAUUUUUAUAUGUUAUUGUUAUUCCUAGGGGUUAUACCUUUUUUGUAUAUUGCGAUGCUUCUCAUUCUGUUUUCAAACUUCACUAUUUUUAAUUUGUAACUCUUAUCAUAUUUAUUUCUUACUGGUCAGGUCAAUCCUUUUUCUUAAAUUUCAAUGAUUUUUUCACUCAACAGAAUUUAUUCUAUCGUACCUAUCUCAAUACGUUUUUUGUCUCUAGGGAACGUGAAUUGGGGCCUCGUUUCCCAGCUGCAAACAGUUUUGAAUUCGUAUAUGGAAUGAAAUGGAAAGAAUUGUAUGAAAUUGAAAAAAAGAGAAGAGAACAACUCGAAGAAGACUUAAAGGAAUCAAGAAGACGACUCGAAUCUGAUAUGGAAUUAGCCUAUCAAGAUUAUCAGGCACAAAUGCUAAGAGAAGGUUCCUUUUUUAUUAUUAGCGGGAAAAUUUUUGGGUGUAUUGUGGAAUGGGUUGUUUUAUGAAAAACCCGUAAUUUUUUUAAAUCUGGUGAUUCAGAAAUCGUAGUGUUGUGUAUCUGAUUGAUUUCGGUUCAUGAGUCAAAAUAUGCCACCCUCAUUUUUUUUACCGUUGGGGAGGUGUGGAAUGGGCCAGUAAGGUUGAUGUUCUCAUUUGAUACAUGUCAAAAUAUUUUUAACAGUCUCUAGAUGCCUUGUUCCAAAUAAAAGAUCGGAAAGCUUAAAACACAACCCUGUUUAGGUCCAAAUAUUGAAGAAUAUUUCCUCAUUAAUCUUUUUCUCGGAUCUAAACUCUAGAGAAGUUUUUUAACUGGACGAAAUAUUUUUCAUUUUGUCAGAAAAAGUCUGAUUGUGAGUUUUGUAUUUUAUUAUAUCAGUUCUUACAGAAAAUGUUCAAAUUGAACCAAAACUCAAAAUUUUUAAUAUAUAAUUCUAUGUAUUGUUAGUUUCCUAAAAUGGUUUUUUAUGAAAUUUAGAUUCAUAAUUUUUAUGUGGAAAUUCUGCAAGUGCCUUCAAUUUUUUCCGAAAAUUCAAUCGGUUUUUCACGAGUGAUGGUUGAAUUGUUUAACAUUAUAUAUCAAAUUUUAAAAAUCUACUACAUUCUGGUUUAAAGGUUUCAUCAAAAUUAUAAAUAAUUUGUAGACUUAUAAUUAUUCAGGUAUUUCGUAAUUGGACUGCUCUUCUUUAUUUUAUUGAAUUUAAUUUUUCCAUUUUUUCAUAAACUUCAAAAUUAAUCAAUUAUUUUCAGAUCUCCAACGUCGUCAACAAGAAUUAGAUCGUCUCGAAGCAGCUCGUCGUGAUCGUAUGCGUGGCCUUGGCGGUCCACCAAUGGGACCAGGAGGUCCACAAGCAUUCGGAAACAAUGGCCCAUUUAUGAAUGGUCCCCCACUUCACGGUGUACCUCCACCAUCAAUGGGUGGUCCACCCCCUUUCGGACAAGCAUUCGGAGGUCCGCCACAAGGAAUGUUUGGUGGAAAUGGAGGAGGAGGGCCGCCUCCACAAAUGCAUCAACCACCUCCUUUGAUUCAACAAUCAAUUCCGCCACAACAACAACAAUCACAAGGAAAUGGUGGAGGACCAUCGCAAAAUGGGCCAAAUUCGGGUGUUGGAAAUGGAGGAGGACCAGGAGGCAGAACUAAUAUGAUUGAAGGAGUUCAACGAUUAUUGCAAAUAUUUAAAAGUGAACCAGGAGCACAAAACUCAUUAUGUAAGUUAAUUUGAUUAUGGGCUGAUUUGAUUCUGAAAAUUAUUAUAUUUAAACAUUUUUUGAAAAAAAUUGUGUUCCUUAUUUUUUAAAAUGUUUGAAUUCAGUUGACAUUUAAAAUCUGAAAUUCUCGAUUUUCAGUAUCUCGAGAUUUCAACAUGCCUCCACCAUCAAAUUCAUUCAACCAACGUGGACCAGGUGAUUUCCCACCGGAAAAGAAGAUUCGCCGUUAA